This is a messenger RNA of Fusarium keratoplasticum, 639 nucleotides long. RefSeq lists its product as uncharacterized. The transcript is spliced from 5 exons. Gene Ontology annotation, cellular component: recycling endosome. The record is from RefSeq and is a predicted model, not a curated record. The coding region runs from base 1 to 639 and encodes 212 amino acids. Gene Ontology annotation, biological process: exocytosis. Gene Ontology annotation, molecular function: GTP binding; GTPase activity. Lineage: Eukaryota; Fungi; Ascomycota; Sordariomycetes; Hypocreales; Nectriaceae.
AUGGCCAACGACGAGUAUGAUUUCCUCUUCAAAGUCGUGUUGAUCGGAGACUCUGGAGUCGGAAAGUCCAACCUUCUCAGUCGAUUCACCCGAAACGAGUUCAACCUAGACUCCAAGUCGACUAUCGGUGUCGAGUUCGCCACUAGGUCCAUCCAGGUCGACUCCAAGACGAUCAAGGCCCAGAUCUGGGAUACCGCUGGCCAGGAGCGAUACCGCGCCAUUACCUCCGCCUACUACCGAGGUGCUGUGGGCGCCCUACUCGUCUACGAUAUCAGCAAGCACCAGACCUACGAGAACGUCACGCGAUGGCUCAAGGAGCUGCGAGAUCACGCCGACGCCAAUAUCGUCAUCAUGCUGGUUGGAAACAAGAGUGAUUUGCGACACCUCAGGGCUGUUCCCACCGAGGAGGCCAAGUCCUUUGCCAGCGAAAACCACCUGUCCUUUAUCGAGACUUCUGCUCUCGACGCCAGCAAUGUCGAGCUUGCCUUCCAGAACAUUUUGACCGAGAUCUACCGCAUCGUCUCCAGCAAGGCCCUCGACAGCGGCGACAGCGCUCAGGCCACCAUAGGUGCGGGCACCAACAUCUCGCUCAGCAAGCCGGCCGACGACGAUGCUGCAAAGGGCGGAAAGUGCUGUUAA